AUGAGUCUUGAAAUCUGCUCUGAACUAAGUAGAGAGUUCCAGAAAAAAGGACCAAAAAAAGCAAAUACAGAUUUAGCAAAAGAGUGUUUAACACGAGUUAAAAAGAAGUGGGAACAAGAAGACAAUCGUAAACCGGGACGCUUAGCGAUUGAGGACAGGAGCUGGUCCACGUUCUCGUUUCUAGAGGCCCUCAUGUUGUGUUCAAUGAGAUGUUCACAAACAGCCAGCUGUGUGGCUUACAACUUCUUCAGUGCCACCAAUCAGUGCCAACUCUUCAAUCAAACAUUGAACAAAUUCUCCAUACUGCCCGGCUGCCAUUAUUAUCUCAAGAAAGAUUUAUCUGCAUUUGACAUGAAUAUGACCAAUGAUGUGGACGAUGAACUGAGAGAAUUUUACAUCAAUGGCAAAAACAUUUCGAUAGCAUCAAAUUUCUCACACGUCAAAGACUGGACCGUACCAGACAUCUACCAUUUGAAAGGAGGCGUAACUGUCAGAUCACAAGACAACUACAUCCUGACCAACAGCACUUGGAAAUGUUCCAUGAACUAUACAGACGGAUGGUACAAAAUAAUUUAUAAUGAUUCGUUUUGGCCUGCUUCUAAGGAAUACUUAAAUUCUUCUUACCAAAAUUCUAUUGGGAUAUCUAAAUGGAUAACAGAGUCAAACAAAUGCGAGCAGUGCAUUUUUCACUGCAGGAAACGUUUUUUAGGUGUGGUACAAGAUAUUGAGAACAUUUUACUUUUAAUGGCACAAGGUUAUACAACUAUUUUGUCAACGAAGAAAUAUGCUAAAAUGAACGAAACUCGCUUCAACAAGUGCUUUGAAAAUUUUUUUGUUCAAAAAUUCACCAGAAUGUACUUUUUGAAAAGUCUUUCAAUUUGUUGCUUAAUUGCGAAAAUUAACGUUGCUUAUUUCGGUUGUUACCAUAGACUCGAAGAAGAUAAUGUGAGUUUUUGUUCGUGCGAUCCAGCGAUUGAGGACAGGAGCUGGUCCACGUUCUCGUUUAUAGAGGCCCUCAUGUUGUGUUCAAUGAGAUGUUCACAUACAGCCAGCUGUGUGGCUUACAACUUCUUCAAUGCCACCAAUCAGUGCCAACUCUUCAAUCAAACAUUGAACAAGUUCUCUGUAAUGCCCGGCUGUCAAUACUAUCUCAGGGAAGUUGUAUUCAUAGCUGAUAGAUCAAUAGCCAGAAAUGUCAUAAACAUUACUGUGGACAACGAACUGAGGGAAUUUUACUUCAACGGCAACAACAUUUCUGUAGCUUCCAACUUUCCAAACGCAGUUUAUUGGAACAGACCCGAUUCGUACAACUUGGAAGGUGACAUUCAUGUGCUUGCCCUCAAGAUGUACAACAACGAGUUUUCAGAGCUUCUAGGCAGAUGCGAUUAA
Molecule: messenger RNA, 1389 nt
Organism: Helobdella robusta
Lineage: Eukaryota; Metazoa; Annelida; Clitellata; Rhynchobdellida; Glossiphoniidae
Exons: 9
Coding region: 1-1389 (462 amino acids)
Source: RefSeq, a predicted model, not a curated record